Drechmeria coniospora is the source of this 3111-nucleotide messenger RNA. Its product is annotated as helicase-like protein. Gene Ontology annotation, molecular function: helicase activity. The transcript has 2 exons. NCBI's taxonomy places the organism in Eukaryota, Fungi, Ascomycota, Sordariomycetes, Hypocreales, Ophiocordycipitaceae. Gene Ontology annotation, cellular component: nuclear RNA-directed RNA polymerase complex. The record is from RefSeq and is a predicted model, not a curated record. Gene Ontology annotation, biological process: regulatory ncRNA-mediated heterochromatin formation. The coding region runs from base 1 to 3111 and encodes 1036 amino acids.
AUGGAGUCAUCAUCUCCUCGCGAAAUCAUUGCCCAGCAUGUGCACAGACGGCAACCUCACGACGUCAGCGGACUGCCGAGUGCCCAACGUUGGUGCCUCGCCCCGGAGGUCCCCCUGGCUGCUGAGUUGAUGGCAAAUGACCCGCCGGCCUUGCCAAGGGUUGAUCAAGAAAGGGCGAUGCCCAAGAUGGAAUAUCUGGAGGCGCAGUAUCGUCUUCACAGAUACGAAGCCACGGAACCGCUGCGGAAAGCCAUCCAGCAGUUUCGUCGCGACCAGUUCACGGCGAAACAAAACAAUGCGUUUACAUAUACUCAGGUGUGUCGCACCACCGAUCCGGGCCGCCAAAGGUAUGCUGACCCGGUCAAGGUCAAGAUACAUGGAUACAUUAUCAGAAACUCGAGAGCCGCGUGCCGCGUCUCCUUUUCCACGGAAAACGACGACUCGGAGAUGCUGGGGACGGCUCCCGAACGACUGCUCCCUGGAACUCUUGUUGCUCUGACACCUCGUGCAGAUGGAUUUCGCACAAAGUGCCUCGUCGCGACGGUGGCUGCAUGCUCCGACAGCGGUUCGGCCGUCGACUUGACCUGGGCCGUCGACACCGACGCGGUGAUGGACCCGACAACCAUUUUCGUCAUGCUGGAACCCAAGCACGGAUACUUUGAAGCGAACCGUCACAUCAUGCUUGGCCUGCAGCACGCUGCGUUUUCCGCAUCACGUCUCGACAAGUACAUUUACGAACCGUUUUCGGGGCACAAGGAUGCUCUGAUUUUGCGAGAAACCCCCUGCAACCGAGCAUCGAUCCCACCGUCGGCGGAAAGCUUGGAUCCGUCACAGCGCGACGCAUUCAACCUCGCCACCUCCAAGGAGCUCACCAUCGUGCAAGGUCCACCAGGUACCGGAAAGACCUUCACCUCGCUGGUCGCCAUCGAGAGCUUUGUGGAAACUCUCAAACACUGCGAACAUGGCAAGUGUGAGGGGACACCGGCACCGCCCGUCAUCAUCGCGGCCCAGACGAACCAUGCCCUCGACAAGCUACUCGACCGCUGCAUGAAAUGCGGCAUAGGCAGCAUUGUCCGCCUUGGAGGUGGAUCUACCAGCAGCACCAUCAUCGAAAGAUCGCUCUUCAACCUUCGUCGGAAGUGUGGGAGUCGUGAUGGAAGUGCAGAGUGGGGGACGCAGAAACGACUUCGCCGUUCCCUCAGAGAUGUCAUCACCGAAGGGUUUCCCGCAGGCUUGUUGGAGGCCAAAGACAUGCUUCAAAUGGGCUUCAUUAGCCAUGACCAGUACCGAUCGCUUGUCGAAGGCGACUGGGAGACGGCGGAGCCGAUGGAAGGACCUGUCGCCAUCUGGCUUGACCAUUAUCAUCAGCAACGGCAGCGGGAGAGCCCCGAUGCAUCCGCGGCCUCUGCGUUCACGUCGGGAGGCGAGAGGGACUUUACGCCGAUUGAAAUAUCGAGACCCGUGGCUGCUCUUUUGACCUUUCAGCAUGCAAACGAUGUCAACGAUAUCUGGCUACACCGGGCAAAGCGGCUCUUGGCAAUGAAUUCUGACCUGUAUCAAAUCAAACCAAUCUACAGAGGCAACGUCUACUGCUACCUUUACAAAAAGAUGUUCGACGCAGUCACGAUCCAAGUGCAGCGCAUCGUGCGCGAGCUCGACGCGAGCUGCAGGAACCUGACGGCGGCCCGAUGGGAAACGAGCGUCCGGGCGAUUCGCGACGAUGGCGUCCGAAUCCUUGGAUGCACCACGACGGGUCUUGCCAAGUACCGCGGUCUGAUUGCGGCUCUCCAACCUCGGAUCAUGCUCGUCGAAGAGGCGGCAGAAGCGCGCGAGGGCAACAUCGCUGCCGCCUUGUACCCGACCCUUGACCAGCUUGUUCUCGUCGGAGACCACCAGCAGCUCGUGCCUCAGGUUCAGGUCCACGAGCUCUGCGUCGAACCUCACCGGCUCAACGUGUCCCUGUUCGAGAGGCUUGUCAACCUCAAAAUCCCGUACUGCGCGCUCCGCGUGCAGAGGCGCAUGGUUCCCACGCUUCGUCGAGUCGUGCAAACAUUCUACCCCAACCUCGAAGACCAUGAAAGCGUCACAAGGCCGGCGCUUCGACCUCCAGUCCCGGGCAUGGGCGACUGCCGCUUGUGGUGGUUCCAGAAUCGGUGGACGCAAAGUCGAGGCGCCGACGGUUACUCCUACGCAAACCCCAGAGAGGCGGAAAUGAUCGUCUCGUUCGUCAGAUAUCUCGUCCAGAACGGAGUGAGGCCGCAGCAAGUGACGGUCUUGGCCUAUUACUCGGCCCAGGUUGAACUGAUCAAGCGCAGGAUGACGCGCAAUGCCUACCUCAUGGUUCGGGCCAAGGCCGUCCGGGACGAGACCUUGGCGGACUUUGAGUGGGCGGUACGAACCAUUGACGGAUUCCAAGGCGAGGAAAACGACGUCAUCCUGCUGUCCCUGGUUCGCGGGCCAGACACGCUCGGCGGCAGGGCCAAGCCGGGAUUCGUUGCGGACGAGAACCGAGCGGUCGUUGCGACGAGCCGCGCGAGAUGCGGAUUCUACAUCUUUGGCAACGUGGAAAACGUUCUCCAGGGCAGCAGAAGAAGCAGGGAGACCUGGGGUAAAGUUUUUCGAGCAUUCGAGGGACAUACGGGCGAAAGCCUCCCGGUAACCUGCCAGGCCCACGGCAAAGUUACCAAAAUAUCGCAGCCAAGAGACUGGGAUGACGUUUCGACUGGUGGAUGCCUCGCCAGGUGCAGGGUAAAGUGCGCAAAUGGCCACCCUUGCCUGCUGACCUGCCAUCCCCGGCAAACCGACGACGACGUGGGCAAGAGGGAUUAUCCCAAGAACGCAGCACCAUACGGCCAAGCGUGCCAGUGCGCCCAAGGCUGCGGCGUCUGGGACGACCAAGCGCAAUCGAUCGGCCUCGAUGGCAGCUUCUCUGCACCUCAGCAGCCGGACGGGUGCGGUAGCCAGGACAAUGCGAUGGUAACGAGUGACAUGAUUCUCGAGCAGGGAGCCCACAACUACUUUGAAAGCUUAGCCAGAGGAAACCAAAGCGACGAAUCCGACUCGGAGUCGUUCGAGGAACUGCUCAUUUCGCUGACGCGGAACAAGAAAUAG